AUGGGGCGGCUUCCUUUGGUUCCCCUGUCCAAGGCGAGGGAGAGAGAGAGUUACGAGGAGAGAGAAGCAGAGGAGAAUGAGAAGAAGGCAGGAGAAAGAAGGGAAGGGGAAAAAGGCGGCGCGGUGGUGCUUGAGCACCGGGCAAAGUCGCCGGCGUGGCGAAUAGCAGCGCAGGGAGACAGGGUCGAGCGCUCUUGCUCGGGGCCUCGGCAACAACUUGGUGGGAUCGAGGGGAGGAGAAAGUGGAUCUGGCAAGCGGCGGCAGAUUCAAGACCAGAUACCUGGUCCAGAAUCCAGAUAGCCACCUUCUUCUUCCUCUGCAAGCCGGGGCAGAUUCACCCACUCCGUACAGCAGUAUUCCCUCGACCUCGCCCUCGCCCCAGCCGACCGGACUGGGAAAGCGAGAGCGAGAUGCCGACGCUGACGAAGCUGUACAGCAUGAAGGAGGCCGCCCUCCACAACACCCCCGACGACUGCUGGAUCGUCGUCGACGGCAAGAUUUAUGAUGUGACCGCGUAUUUGGAUGACCAUCCUGGGGGUGCUGAUGUGCUGCUUGCCGUGACUGGUAUGGAUGGCACCGAGGAAUUUGAAGAUGCGGGCCACAGCAAGGAUGCCAAGGAGUUGAUGAAAGAUUACUUCAUUGGGGAGUUGGACUUGGACGAAACACCUGACAUGCCUGAGAUGGAGGUUUUCAGGAAAGAGCAGGACAAGGACUUCGCCAGCAAGCUGGCGGCUUACGCUGUGCAGUACUGGGCCAUUCCGGUAGCAGCAGUUGGGAUAUCAGCCGUGCUUGCUAUAUUGUAUGCUCGAAGGAAGUGAUGAUCGGUUAUAGGUUGAUUGAAGGACCAUUUUGGGGUAACCAACACAUUUAUAGCUGGUUAUGGAUGGAGAGAUUAUGUACUUCUGUCCAAAGGGGAAGACACAUUGCUGUAUUGAGCCCUUAGGUACUUGAGUCAAAUAUUUGUCCACAAAAUUGGUGGUACUAUUUUGUCAAUAUGUCAUUCAAUGGAUAGAUUCAUUUCAAGACCUGAACCAUGUGUGUGAUGUAAACCCUCUUACGCCUUGA
Messenger RNA from Triticum aestivum (bread wheat), 1066 nucleotides. RefSeq lists its product as uncharacterized. NCBI's taxonomy places the organism in Eukaryota, Viridiplantae, Streptophyta, Magnoliopsida, Poales, Poaceae. The record is from RefSeq and is a predicted model, not a curated record. Gene Ontology annotation, cellular component: intracellular membrane-bounded organelle; membrane. The transcript has 4 exons. Gene Ontology annotation, molecular function: heme binding. The coding region runs from base 1 to 819 and encodes 272 amino acids.